Messenger RNA from Phalaenopsis equestris, 629 nucleotides. Its product is annotated as very-long-chain 3-oxoacyl-CoA reductase 1-like. Gene Ontology annotation, molecular function: ketoreductase activity. NCBI's taxonomy places the organism in Eukaryota, Viridiplantae, Streptophyta, Magnoliopsida, Asparagales, Orchidaceae. Gene Ontology annotation, cellular component: endoplasmic reticulum. The record is from RefSeq and is a predicted model, not a curated record.
CAUAAAUACAACGCCACUCUUAUAUCUCCAUGUGGGAAUUUAUGGCCUCCAUCUCCGUGAAGCACAAAGCUCAGGAGAAAUGGAGGCGACCAACUCACUCCUCAUCCUCUCCCUUAUUGGCCUCAUCUCCCUCCUCAAACUCUCCCUUCCCAUCCUCCACUGGCUCUAUUCAACCUUCCUCCGCCCAGCCAAAGAUCUAAACCGUGUCUACGGCUCAUGGGCCGUCGUGACCGGCGCCACAGACGGCAUCGGCCUGGCCAUCGCCUCGGCUUCGUCGGUAGCGGUGCCGUCGUUUCCGUUCUACGCCGUCUACGCCGCAACUAAAGCGUGGUGUUUAUGGUUUCAUGGGAAUCGAAGGGGAGAGGAUGUUCGCCACGAGGGAGUUGCGGAAGGUUUUAAGCUUUUGAACAAGAUGAAAAGAAGAGGAACAAUUCCCUAUAUGAGAUCCCCUUCUACGUGGCAACAAAGAUGGUUUCCAUCGAACAGCCAUCCACCUUCAUUCCAUCACCAGAAAAAUUUGCCAAGGCUUCUGUUCGCUGCAUAGGCUAUGAGCCGCUCUGUACUCCUUACUGGUCCCAUGCCAUCCAAUGGGGACUCUUAGCUUUGCUCCCAGACUGUCUCCUCGACGC